UGAGCUUUCUUCCAUAAAAGUCUCACCAUGUCUGGCAGAGCCCCAUUCACCUUCACUAUGAGGGGAAUCAUACUUGCACUAGUGCUCACCCUUGUAGGUAGUCAGAAGUUUGACAUUGAUCCUGGAUUCAGUAGCAGAAAGAGCUACCUGUACAGUUAUGAAGGCUGGGUGUUGAAUGGGCUUCAAGAAAAGAAUUUAGCCAAAGCUGGUGUGCGCCUGAGCAGCAAACUAGAGAUCAGUGGGCUGUCGGAGAACAUCUACCUCCUCAAGAUCCGCUCCCCACAACUUGAGGAAUACAAUGGCAUUUGGCCCAGGGACCCAUUCACUCGAUCUUCCAAAAUCACCCAGAUGGUUUCCUCAUGCCUUACCCGGCCCUUCAAGUUUGAAUACAACAGUGGACGGGUUGGAAACAUUUAUGGCCCAGAAAACUGCCCUGAUACUUGCAUUAACAUUGUGAGAGGAAUACUGAAUAUGAUACAGAUAACCAUUAAGAAGUCACAGAAUGUGUAUGAAUUGCAAGAGGCUGGGAUUGGAGGUGUUUGCCAUACACGGUAUGUCAUCCAGGAAGACAAGAAGAACAGCCGAGUCUCCGUGACCAAAACUGUAGACCAAAAUAAUUGCCAGGAAAAAGUGGUGAAGAGUCUUGGGAUGGCUUACAUCUAUCCCUGCCCUGUUGACAUGAAGAAAGAAAGGAUCAUCAAAGGGACUGUGGCUUUCUCCUACAAGCUGAAGCAGUCAGACAGUGGCACCCUGAUCACAGAGGUGGUGUCUCAGCAGGUGUACCAGAUCUCACCCUUCAGUGAACCCACCGGCGUCGCUGUCACGGAAGCAAAACAACAACUCACCUUGCUCGAGGUCAGGAGUGAACGGGGGAGCUCCCCAGACAUCUCUGUGCAGAGCUAUGGAGGCCUUCGAUACCAGUUCCCAGCAGUACUGCCACAGAUGUCAGUGCAGCUCAUCAAGACAAAAAACCCUGAGCAACGGGUAAUUGAAACACUGCAACACAUAGUUCUGAAUAACCAACAGGAUUUCCAUGAUGAUCUUCCAUACCGUUUCCUGGAGCUCGUCCAGCUCUGCCGCACAGCAAGCUCUGACACCCUUGAAUCCAUCUGGAGACAAUGUUCAGAUAAACCCCGCUACAGGCGAUGGCUGCUGAGUGCAGUCUCUGCGACAGGCACCACAGAAGCACUCAAAUUCCUCAAGAGCAGAAUCCGAAGUGAUGACCUUAGCUACCUUCAGACUCUUCUAAGUGUUCCCUUUGCUCUCCAUUUAACAAAGGCUGAUGAACACACUGUUUCAAUAGCAGCAGAUUUAGUGACAAGUUCUCGAAUCCAGAAAAAUCCUGUGCUUCAACAACUUGCCAGCUUGGGAUACAGUUCUGUGGUGAAUAGAUACUGUUCCCAAACCUCAGCUUGUCCUAAAGAAGCUCUGCAGCCCAUCCAUGACCUGGCAGAUGAAGCAAUCAGCAGGGGCCGUGAGGACAAAAUGAAAUUAGCUCUGAAGUGCAUUGGCAACGUGGGAGAACCAGCCAGCAUCAAGCGCAUCCUGAAGUUCCUGCCCAUAUUUUCAUCCAGUGCUUCUGAUAUCCCCAUCCACAUUCAGAUUGAUGCCGUAAUGGCCUUGAGAAAAAUAGCUUGGAAGGACCGCAAAACAGUGCAGGGAUAUCUCAUCCAGAUCCUCGCUGACGAGUCGCUUUCCCCCGAACUGCGGAUGAUAGCUUGUGCUGUUAUCUUUGAGACAAGGCCUGCCCUUCCCUUAAUAACAACCAUUGCCAAUGUGGCCAUGAAGGAGAGCAAUUUGCAAGUGGCCAGUUUUGUGUAUUCCCACAUGAAGGCUUUGUCCAAGAGCAGCUUGCCAUACACGUACAACAUAUCUUCAGCUUGCAAUAUUGCUCUUAAGCUGCUGGCUCCCAAACUGGACAGGCUGAGCUAUCGCUACAGCAAGGUCAUACGUGUUGGUGGUUACUUUGAUAACUAUAAAGUUGGUGCUGCUGGAGAUGUCUUUGUAAUCAACAGCCCAGGAACGAUGUUCCCAUCAGCAAUAAUUUCCAAGCUGAUGGCAUAUUCUGCAGGGUCUGUGGCUGAUUUGGUGGAGGCUGGUGUCCGUGUGGAAGGCCUCACAGAUGUCAUCAUGAAACGAAAUAUCCCGUUUGCUGAAUAUUCCACAUACAAAAAGAUAAAGGAGAUUGGAAAAGCGCUGCUGGGAUGGAAGGAGCUGCCAACAGAAACCCCUUUGAUAUCAGCCUACUUUAAACUCUUUGGCCAAGAGCUGGCCUAUGUCAACAUCAAUAAGGAAGUCCUACAACAGGCUGUGAAGGCUGUUGUAGAACCUGCUGACAGGAGCUCGGUGCUGAGGAGGCUGUGGGGCCAGUUGCGCAGUGGCAUUGCGGGCCAGUGGACACAGGCGGUGUGGCUGGGAGAGCUGCGCUACAUCGUCCCCACCUGCACCGGCCUGCCUCUGGAAUACAGCUCCUACAGCACUGCCCUGGCCCGCGCUGCGCUCAGCGUUGAUGGAAAGAUAACCCCACCUUUAUCUGGAGAUUUUAGACCUUCACAGUUGCUUGAAUCCACUGUGCAGAUUCGUUCUGACAUAAAGCCCAGCUUAUACAUACAGAAAUUUGCAACAAUGGGUGUCAACACGGAAUACUUCCAACAAGCCGUGGAAAUUCAAGGCAAGAUCCUGACAAGAGUGCCAAUCAAGUUUGAUGCCAAGAUAGACAUGAAGCUGAAAAAUAUUAAGAUUGAAACAAAUCCAUGCCACGAGGAAACUGAGAUAGUGGUUGGAAGACAUAAGGCUUUUGCUGUAUCAAGAAAUUUAGGAGAAUUAGGUGUUGAAAAGAGAACCUCAAUUCUCCCAGGAGAUGCUUCAUCAAAUAUUGUGGAAGAACCUUUCAAACCAUCAGAUAGAGCUUCCAGUGAGGAUUUCACAAAGCGAGAAGCUGACAGCACGUCAAGGAAACAUGCCUAUAGCUCUCAAGAGGAUCUUCGCCACGUCACAGGAAGGAAAACUCAUAAAAGAGACAUUUGCAUCAAGCUGCAUCAUCUUAGGUGUCAGCUCUGCUUUUCCAGAAGGUCACGAGAUGCCAGUUUCCUAAAAAAUACGUAUUUGCACAGGCUCAUCGGAGAACAUGAAGCUAAAAUAGUCUUGAUCCCAGUUGAAACAGAUGCUGAUAUUGACAAAAUUCAGCUGGAGAUACAGGCAGGAUCCAGAGCAGCUUCCAAAAUAAUUCAUGAAGUAAACACAGAGUCUGAGGAAGAGGGUGAAUCAUCUCUGUAUGAGGACAUUCAAGCUAAACUGAAGAAGAUCCUAGGCAUUGAAAAUGUGUUCAAGAUUGCAAAUAAAACACACCAGAAGAAGCGACCUCCAAAGAAAGAAAACGCUGUGCUUACAGAGCUUGGGGCAGACCCUGAUGUAAAACAUCCCUCCAGCUCAUCUGCCUCCUCAGCUGUCUCCUCUUCCUCAUCAUCUGCUGUUUCUCCUCGUCGUAAAGAGGCUGGUGAUGAAGAUGAGAAUGAUCAAGAAGAGCAAGCAAGAAACAAAGACGCAAGCAGCAAGAGCAGCAGCAGUAGUGGCAGAAGUAGCAAGAGCAGCAGCAGCAGUGACAGAAGUAGCAGCAGCAGCAGUAGGAGCAGCAGUAGGAGCAGCAGCAGUAGUAGCAGUAGCAGCAGCAGGAAGUCAUCAAGUCAUCACAGCCAUGGGCAUCACUCAAGAUAUGUGAAUGGCAGCAGCAGCAGUGAGUCACUGAGCCACCAGAGCCAUGAACAUCAUUCACGACAUCUGGAAGGUGGCAGCAGCAGCACAUAUUCCAAAAUAUGGGAAACUCCUGAGAUCUAUCAGUACCGCUUUAAAUCAGCACAUAGACAAGAGUUCCCAAAAAGAAAACUCCCAGAUGACCAAAUUAGAAGCUCGCAUUCCUCUGCCAGAUCCAGUCGUGCCUCAUCUCGAGCUUCAUGGCCGAAGUUUUUGGGAGAUGUUAAAACACCAGUAUUAGCUGUUUUUCUGCAUGGCAUCCGUGAUGACAAGAAGAUAGGAGGCCUCCAGCUCGUGGUAUAUGCUGAUAUUGACUCCAUCAGGCCCCGAAUGCAGGUAUUUGUGUCAAACCUCACAGAUUCAAGCAAGUGGAAGCUCUGUGCUGAUGCUUCAGUCCUCAAUGCUCACAAGGCAGCGGCUUACCUGAAAUGGGGACGGAAUUGCCAGGACUACAAGGUUUCAUCUGAGCUGGUAACUGGGCGGUUUGCUGCCCACCCUGCUGUACAAGUGAAACUGGAGUGGCCUAAGCUUCCUUCCAGGGUCAGAUCCAUAGCAGAAUGGUUUUACAAAUUUGUCCCUGGGGCUGCAUUUAUGCUGGGGUUCUCUGAAAAAAUGGACAAGAAUCCUUCUCGACAAGCCAGGGUGAUCGUGGCUCUAACUUCUCCAAGGACAUGUGAUGUUGUUAUCAAGCUUCCUGAUAUUACCCUCUAUGAAAAAGCCAUGAGGCUUCCCCUGUCACUUCCUGUAGGUCCAAGGAUACCAGCUUCAGAGCUGCAGCCUCCCAUCUGGAAUGUCUUUGCUGAAGCCCCUGCUGCAGUGCUUCAGAAUUUGAAAGCUCAAUGCUCAGUUUCCUACAACAAGAUCACAACCUUUAAUGAAGUUCAGUUUAACUACACAAUGCCAGCAAACUGCUACCACGUCUUGGCUCAGGAUUGCAGCUCUGACCUUAAGUUCCUGGUGAUGAUGAAGAAUGCAGAAGGAGCUGUGAACCUGAAAGCAAUCAACAUCAAGCUUGGCAAUCAUGAAGUCGAUAUGCGCCCUGCGAACGGACGGGUGAAGCUGCUGGUGGACGGGGCUGAGAGCCCGACAAACGUUUCACUUACAUCUGCUGGUGCUUCUCUAUGGAUCCACAGUGAAAAUCAAGGGCUUGUACUUCUCGCCCCAGUCUAUGGCAUUGAUAAACUGUACUUUGAUGGAUACACAUUCAGGAUCCAAGUUGCUUUAUGGAUGGCAGGGAAAAUGUGUGGACUGUGUGGAAAAUACGAUGCAGAAAGCAAACAGGAAUAUCGGAUGCCCAAUGGAUAUGUAGCUAAAGAUGCAGUGAGCUUUGGGCAUUCUUGGAUUUUGGAAGAAAAGCCGUGUAGAGGAGCCUGCAAGCUGCGGCGCUCCUUUGUGAAGCUGGAGAAGACGGUCCAGCUCACUGGGGUCGAGUCCAAGUGCUAUUCCACGGAGCCCGUGCUGCGCUGCGCCAAGGGCUGCUCCGCCACCAGGACUGCUCCAGUCACCAUUGGCUUCCACUGUCUCCCUGCUGAUUCAGCUACCAGCCUGACAGACAAGCAGAUGAAGUUUGACCAGAAGUCAGAAGAUAUACAGGACACUGUUGAAGCACACACAGCAUGCUCUUGUGAGGAUGAAGACUGCAGUACAUGAAGCUGUACAUUUGCAGCAUAGGAAAAAAUAGAAAUACUUUCAUGUUUUUAUUGUGUGGUGUAAAAAGCCUUGUCUUAAGGAAUAAUAGAGAUGCUAAAUUAAGUACUUCAGCAUGUUGGAAUCUUUCCAAGUAAUUUAAAGUAUUAAACUUUAUUAUUGUAGAAAGUGUUAUGAUUACCCAUAAAUACCUGAUUUCAUAAUAAAUCCAUGCAUGGAAAAAAUG
Molecule: messenger RNA, 5623 nt
Organism: Parus major (Great Tit)
Lineage: Eukaryota; Metazoa; Chordata; Aves; Passeriformes; Paridae
Product: vitellogenin-2-like
Exons: 36
Coding region: 28-5400 (1790 amino acids)
Biological process (GO): lipid transport
Molecular function (GO): lipid carrier activity
Source: RefSeq, a predicted model, not a curated record